Molecule: messenger RNA, 1717 nt
Organism: Hypomesus transpacificus
Lineage: Eukaryota; Metazoa; Chordata; Actinopteri; Osmeriformes; Osmeridae
Gene: mymk
Product: myomaker, myoblast fusion factor
Exons: 6
Coding region: 205-1062 (285 amino acids)
Cellular component (GO): plasma membrane
Source: RefSeq, a predicted model, not a curated record
UGGGGACUUUUAAACUUUAAAGGGCUCUGUGGACAACCAGCUGCCAGUGUGUGCCAUGUGUGUGUGAGCUGUACAUUGCUUUCCCAGUCCACUCGCCAGUUUGACCACUUUUUCCAAGCUGAAGACCAACCUGAAGCAUCGCUUGCUUUCCCGAACCCGACAGCCUGUUUAUUGGGAGUUGGCGUGCAGGUACGAGUAGCUGGCAUGGGUGCCUUCAUAGCCAAGAUGCUGCUGCCGACCGUGAGCAGCCUGGUGUUCCUUCCUGCGGCCAGCGUGGCCACCAAGAGAGGAUUCUACAUGGAGGCCAUGGUCUACUUCUUCACCAUGUUCUUCACUGCGAUAUACCACGCGUGUGAUGGACCAGGACUGUCCAUUCUGUGUUUCAUGAAGUACGAUAUCCUGGAGUACUUCAGUGUGUAUGGCACAGCUGUCUCUAUGUGGGUCACUCUGAUCGCUUUGGGAGACUUUGACGAGCCAAGGAGAUCCACUUUGACCAUGUUUGGGGCGCUGACCAGUGGUGUGAGAAUCUAUCAGGAUCGCCUAGGUUACGGAAUCUACGCUGGACCAAUUGGAACAGCUGUGUUCAUGAUCACUGUCAAAUGGUUACAGAAAAUGAAGGAGAACCGAGGCCUGUACCCAGAGAAGAGUGUUUACACGCAGCAGGUUGGACCAGGCUGCUGCUUCGGUGCCCUCGCUCUCAUGCUCCGUUUCUACUUUGAGGAGUGGGACUACGCCUACGUCCACAGCUUCUACCACCUGUCCCUGGCUGUGUCCUUUGUGCUGCUGCUACCCAAGAAGAACCGCUUCGCAGGAACGGGUCAAAACCCGGUCAAGCUGAACUGCUACACCCUCUGCUGCUGUACGCCCAUGCCUUCCUCUGCUAAGUCUCCAAAGGACAAGAAGAAGAAGUCCCCUUCACGGACGGUUUGGACGGUGCCCCGGGAGCGUCCGUGGAUACGGGCCUGCAGCACCCCCACCCUCCCCCUGUACAACCCUCCGUCCACACCCGUCCACAAAGGGCUGGACGUCAGCAGGCUGAAGGAGCUGAACGGAUGGAAGUGAUGCCAGGCAGCUUUACGUGAGAUCAAAACAGGGAGUAGCAUACAAUGAAGGGGCUUUGGUGCUGUAUGCCAAGUCGUUGUGCCCUCGUGUGGUGUGAAGGACCCCACGGGAUAGGGCUGCCCUUCAUCUGCCUGUGCAAAAAUCAAACCCAGGACAGCUGAGGGCUUGAGAAACAAGCCAAUAAAACUGACUGGAAAAUCUGUUUGUAACACAAACCCGACAGACAUUUUAUCUUUCCAAGAUGAAUAAAUUGUUUUCAAACAUUUUCCAGUAGGGACCAGUUCAUCUAAUCCUCUCUUUCCUUCUCUCUGAGAGGAACUAGGCAAAUAAAUUUGGUUAUGAAAAUUACAAGAUUGUAAAAGCACAUUUCGCUAUAUCCCCAAUGUGCCAAACAGGUUGUCUGGUGUAUCAGACUUCAGAGUGCAGCCAAAUGCAGUCCAGACACUGUGCAGUAAACCGACUGCAGGUCUUUUAAAUGGUUCUGGAGUAGCAGGUGUAGACUUGUGCGUCCAUUCCAAUUCACUGACGAAGCAAUUUUGUCUAUAUUCCCUAUCCUAUAGAUUCUCUCACUAAUCCGCAAGUAUUGUGUAAUGUACAUAAUGUUAAUUUAUUGCAUUGGGAAAUGCUAUUUUUAAUUUAAGAUGUUUUUUAUGUC